AUGCCUCAUGCGCUUACUUCCCGCGACUCGACGAUGGAGUCGAAGCCAGUCGGCUCUUAUGAUCCGACUGGGAUCGACGUGCUCAUUGUAGGCACAGGACUUGCCGGCCUGGUCGCUGCUCUAGAAUGCACACGCAAAGGACACAAUGUACGCGUUUUGGAGAGAAAUGCGGACAUCAACACAGCUGGUGACAUGUACUUCAUGGGGUUGAGCGCAACACGUUUCCUUAAGCACUGGCCUGAGCUUCUCAAAGAAUACAAAAAAAUCUCCCUACACAAUGCUUGGAUUGAGACUUUCAAGCACUCUGGCGAAGUUGUCAUUCCACCGAAGAAGGUCGCGGACCGCCUCCGCGCACAAGGACUGGACCCCGAUACCCCGCCCGGCGAGUUCCAGAUGCGUCCGCUUGUAUAUAAGAUGUUUGUGAACGCUGUCGAGAAGCUCGGUGUAUCUGUCGAGUUCAACCGCAAAAUUGUUGAUUACUUCGAGGACGAGCAGACUGGUAAGGGCGGCUGUACAACCGAUGAUGGAAAGCGAUACGAGGCAGAUGUCGUUAUUGCGGCUGAUGGUGUUGGAUCAAAGAGCCAAAAGCUUGUUGGUGGACAGGUCCGCGCAAAGCCGUCUGGACGAGCUAUGUGGCGUGCUGCUUAUCCGCGUGAGGCACUCGAUGCGAACCCUAGGGUCAAGGAGUUCUUCAAGCUUCAACCAGGAAACGAGCCGAUUGGUAUGAAAUUUGUUCAGAAGAGGAAGAGAGUAACCGGUACGGAGAAGGAGAGCUGGAGCAACACCAUCGACAAGCAGGAAGUGCUCGAUGGAAUGGAGACCAUGCCCGGCAUGGAGACAGUCAAGUGGGCGCCAAUCUUCAAAGAACUUGUCGAGACCACGCCACCAAACACAAUUGUCAACUUCGAGCUUCUCUGGCGGAACCCGCAACCGAGCUGGACAUCUCCCGGUGCGCGCGUGAUUCAGAUUGGAGAUGCAGCGCAUUCAUACCUCCCUGCGUCAGGCAACGGCGCCACACAAGCCAUCGAAGAUGCUAUCUCAUUAGCUUCAUGUUUACAAAUUGGUGGCAAGGAGAAUAUCCCCCAAUCCGUGCGCGUUCACAUUCGAUUCCGUUUCAUCCGCAAUUCCUGCGCACAAAAGCUCGGUUUCUCGAACGCGGAACUUCUCCAAGACACGGACUGGGACAAAGUCAAGCUCGACCCGCGCCGCGCCGCACCCAAGCUACCUAAGUGGGUAUGGUCGCACGAUCCGGAAGCCUACGCAUACGAGAACUACGCCUUGAGCGCUGAAAGCCUGAAGAAGGGAAUUGAUAUGAAAGACGAAGAUUCCUUCGAGCCAAACUACCCCAAAGGUUACAAGUACGAGCCCUGGAGCAUUGAGAAUAUCAUGGAGGAUAUGAGGGCUGGAAAGUCGAUUGAUCUUGGCCCGGGAGACUGGGAGUAA
Molecule: messenger RNA, 1443 nt
Organism: Parastagonospora nodorum SN15
Lineage: Eukaryota; Fungi; Ascomycota; Dothideomycetes; Pleosporales; Phaeosphaeriaceae
Exons: 5
Coding region: 1-1443 (480 amino acids)
Biological process (GO): secondary metabolite biosynthetic process
Molecular function (GO): monooxygenase activity; FAD binding
Source: RefSeq, a predicted model, not a curated record